Molecule: messenger RNA, 4894 nt
Organism: Rattus norvegicus (Norway rat)
Lineage: Eukaryota; Metazoa; Chordata; Mammalia; Rodentia; Muridae
Source: RefSeq, a predicted model, not a curated record
CCCUGCCAGCCCAGAUCUCAGACAGCCACCUGUUUACAAAUCACCAUAGCCACGCUGUUCUUUGCUUGCCCAUUUCCUCCAUCUCAAACAGCCAGAUAGGCCCCUGCUUAGCUCUUCAGUGGUUGGCCUCCAGCGAGAGAGAACAGCUUCUGCUCAUGCCUGGUUCUGAGCAGAAGCCAGUGACUGACUCCCAGAGUAGCCAGAGUUAUAAUGGGGCCCGAAGGACAGGUCUCAGCCUUGGCUUCUAGAAAAGCAGCAGCUACCAGUGCUGGUGAACAGACGGUGCCAUGAGAGCAGACAGCACUGGCGCAGAUGAAGAGUAAAGGCUUUGCAAAAAACUAGCAAAGGGGAGCUGGGAACACAGGUCAGCAGCAGCACACGGAGUGUGGCGAGUUGGAUGGAGGGAUUUGCACUGUCCUGAGGUCUGGUGAGCCAGGGAAUGGCUUCGCUGGGAGACGAAAGCUGCUUUGAAGAAUGAAAGUCAAAGGUUCCAAGAAGAGAGUGGUGCACCCAGGGACACGGGCAGUAAGGGAAGAGCAUAGAGAAGAGACCACAGCCUCUUGUCCAAAUUGAUAAAAAAAAGUCUUAGUUCCUGACAUAAUGAUGCAUGCCUAUAAUACCAGAGCUCAGGGAGCCAAGCAGGAGAUGAGGUCAAAGCCAGCCUGAGCUACAUAGUGAGACCCUGUCUUGGAAGGAUGGAAAGGGGGUUCUUAAGCUCUCCAUCCACAUUUAUAAGGUACACACACCAUGUAGCCCAGCCGCCAUCAUGAAAAUUGAGUGCAAAGAACCUAUCACACCACAAACGUAAUAUGUGUUAGACACUACGCUAAAGGAUUUGUUUAUUUUGCUUUAUUUCUUGGGCUGCUGUUUGUUUUUGUUUGAGAAAGGAUCCCAUGUAGCCCAGGCUGACCUCAAACUUGCUAUGUAGCUGAGGAUACCUUGUUCUUUCUUCCUCCACAUCAGGAGAUUAUAGGUAUACACCACCACUGCUAGAAUUGGUGGUGAUGGUGGUGGUGGUGGUGGUGGUGGUGGUGGUGGUGGUGGUGGUGGUGGUGGUGGUGAAGGAGGAGGAGGAGGAGGAGGAGACGGGGGUCUCUGGCCCAAGACUUAUGGCAGUCCUGCCUCUCCUUCCAAAGUGCUGGUAUUACAGGCAUGAGUCACCAUGGUUGGCUGAGUUUUUAAAUAUUUGUUGUUCUCAGCAACUUCCUGGGAUGGGAACUGUAACUGUUGAGGAAGUCCUGGAUGACAAAGUCAGGCCUUUUAGAAGGACUGAAAGUUGAGUCUGGCUAAGAGCACUUGCUGCUCUUGCAGAGAAUCUGAGUUGGGUCCUCAGAACCCACAUAAUGUGGCUUAAAACCGUAGCACCAGCUCUAAAGGAUCCAGCACUUCCGCCAUGGGCACCUACAAAGAAAGCUGAAGCUCCCUCUCGGCCUCUUUACAAAGAAGGGACAGGUCUCGGGCUGGAGAGAUGGCUCAGCGGUUAAGAGCACCCGACUGCUCUUCCAGAGGUCAUGAGUUCAAUUCCCAGCAACCACAUGGUGGCUCACAACCAUCUGUAAAGAGAUCCGAUGCCCUCUUCUGGUGUGUCUGAAGACAGCUACAGUGUACUUAUAUAUAAUAAAUAAAUAAAUCUUUAAAAAAAAAAAAAAAAAAAAAAGAAGGGACAGGUCUCCAUUUGAACUCAAGGAGAGGACUUGGUGCUUCUAAGCACACUGCCGUGGUCAAGCGUUAGCAUUAUCUUAAACCGAGAGCCUGGAGCUUUGCGUAUCCCUCACGUGUGAGCAUCCCAAUUGCCACCCCUGGCUUGGCCUCUCACUGGCCUUGGAAUGGACAAAACAGGCAUAUGGCCUGAGGGACCCAUGUUGAGGCUUGGUCUGUUGCUGUGAAUGUAAUGCUGAAUUCUGUAUGAAAGCUUAGACCUACAAGUGAAUUCUCCUCCCAUUUACCAAUCUUUGUUGUGCAAACCUUGUUCCUUAAUUUAAAACUGUUGAGAUUUCCUCUGUCACCUCUUACUGUAAUACUUCAAUACUGGCCCGCUUGCCUCAGGGAAGAACAGACGCUCCUGUACACCUAGGGAUGCUAUGUGACCUUGCCUCCAGGUCACCCCUGAUUGGUGAAUAAAGAUGCCCACAGCCUGUAGCUGGGCAGAAGAGAGAUAGGUUUCGAAGGGACCUGCAGUGGAUCCUCUUUUGUGCUGACCUGCCGUCGCUCAUCCAGGAAGGCCCUCAGUAAGAAGCCACCGCCUGGAUUUGAGAGGGCUCCCACAGGCCAAGCACCCCCAAGCCCAGGCAUCCCAGGAAGGGAGGGAGACACAAAUCCUCAGGUUUUCAGCAUACCUCUCCCUUCCUCUGGGUCAGGGGAAUUCAGGAAAUACUUCGGGCAUGCUACAGAAUGGCCUCUCUCCCAGGUGUGGCCUGGUGGCCUUGUGGAUGGCAGGAGCUCUUCUUUCAACACCUGGCAGCAUCUCCUUGGAGAGACUAGUGCAGGUGGCCAAGGAGAGAGGCUACACAGCACAGGGAGAAAUGUUCUCUGUGGCUGACAUGGCCAAACUGGCCCAGGAGACUUUGGGCUGUCAGGCUGAGCUCCUUUGUGGUGGCCUGGGUGGUCCCAACAGAGAUCGAGUUCUACAGCACCUCAUCACCGGACAUCCCCUGCUCAUCCCCUAUGAUGAGGAUUUCAACCAUGAGCCAUGUCAAAAGAAAGGCCAUAAGGCCCACUGGGCUGUGAGUGCAGGGGUCCUGAUAGGUGUGCAGAAUGUGCCCAGCCCUGGCUACAUUGAAGACUCUGAGUUGCCAGGCCUCUUCCACCCAGUGCCUGGUGCACCCCACCAACCACCAUCCUUCCCAGAGGAAAGCUCCCCAAGUGCCAUCUUCCUUCUCUCCAAGCAGGGCAAGAGUUGGCAUUACCAGCUGUGGGACUACAGCCAAGUCCGGGAUAGCAACCUGCAGCUGACAGACUUCUCACCCGCAAGGGCUGCAGAUGGACGGGUGUACGUGGUACCUGCUGGUGGGGUACAGGCUGGCCUCUGUGGCCAGGCCCUGCUGCUCAGACCACAGGAGGGGAGCCAUUAGCUGGGGCCGGGACACCUGCUUUUAACUUCUCUCCAUCAACAUUAGAAUGCUUCAGCUCCAUCCCUUUAUGUGGCAUUUUCAGUCCAGCUCGUUCCAUCUGCCUAUAGUGAGUAUCUUGAAGACCAGAAGUCUUUCAAACAUUACCCCAUAUAUGGAGUCACAAGCUUCACCACUGUCCAAAGUCUAAACUAAUUACCUCCACAAUCGAGCAUUGCUUUGGCUAAGGGAAACUUGUUUUUGUGGAGGAUUUUUGGUUUUUAAAGCAUGAUCUCUGCCUUGGGGGUGGUAGCACAUACGUCUAAACCCAGCACUCAGAAGGUAGAGCAGUGGUUCUCAACCUGUGGGUCAUGCAGCCAGACUUUUACUACUGUUGGUUAUUCCACCUUUCAACCCUAACCAUAGACAGGGAAAAGGGGACGUCACCCUCCUUCAACUGCUGCCUGCAGAUGAGGGGCGGCAGGUUCCUUGGGGCAAGUUUGAUCUUUGCUGUCAGGAUAUCUAAUUUCUCUCUUUUUUAGAAAGAAUUAUUUAUUUUAUGUUACGCGUACACCGUAGCUGUCUUCAGACACACCAGAAGAGGGCAUCAGAUCCCAUUACAGAUGGCUGUGAGCCACCAUGUGGUUGCUGGGAAUUGAACUCAGGACCUCUGGAAGAGCAGUCAGUGCUCUUAACCACUGAGCCAUCUCUCCAGCCCCUCUGAUUUCUCCUUGUUUCUUCUUUGCACACAAGUACUUAACAAACCACAACCAGCAGCCCCUCAGCUCUCAGGCCCUGGACAUGUAUGUACCUUCUGAAAAGUCCCCAGAUCUCCGAAGGUCACAGUCUCAGAAACAAUUUGCAAAUGGUAAAAUCACACCCCUGCUAGAAUGUGAGGCCAAUCAGCUGCUGUGGACGGUCUGGAGCAGCCCCAUAUUCCACAGCUGGGAUUAAAAUGAAAACAUAUUCCCAUAAUAUUUCUGUGUUUUUCAAAGGAACAAAAAUUCUCACUACUGAGUCAUGACACCUUUGGGUGUCAAAAGAUCCUUUUACAGGGUUGCCUAAGACCAUUCGAGAAAAUAUAUUCACUUUAUGAUUCAUAACAGUAGAAAGAUUAUAGCUAUGAAAUAAUGCUGAAAAUAAUCUGAUGGCUGGGGUCACCACAACAUGAACUUUAUUAAAGGGUUGCAGGAUUGGGAAGGUUGAGAACCUCUGAGGUAGAAGUAGCGAUAUCUGAAUUUGGAACCAGCCUGGUCUACAUAACAACCUCUAGGCCAGUCAGGGAGGCAUAGUGAGAGCUUAUCUCAAAAGCAAAACAGCAGUCUUACUAUGUAGCCCUGGAUGACCUACAACUCCCUAGGUAGUAGACCAGGUUGGCCUCAACCUCAGAGAUCUGCCUGUCUUUUCCUCCUGCAUGAUCCUACAUGCCCACCCUAGAAGACUCUUGGUAACUCAGACCCUAGUCAUGGCCCUUCCACCUGGUCUAUCUUUGGGGGCACUUUUUAAGACACUGAGUUCACCAAGCACCUUCAAGAGCCUGGACACACUGCUUGUCCCCAUUCCCAUUCACAGACAGGAAUUAACCUUCCUUCUCCUUGGCACAUGCAGGCUACCUGACUGCUAUGGUGGCCUUUCAGAUAGAGACUGCAGGUGCCAGUGCCAGCCUUGAGCUGACUGAUGGCCACUCUCCUUAAGCUGGCAGAUGGCUUAGUGGCUAAGGGUGCUUGUGGAGCCUGAUGACCCAGGGCAGAGCAGGAACUGGUUCCCACAGGUUCCCUCCUCACCUCCAUUUGCUGUGGUACAUGCACAUUCACAGAAAUGCAAAUAAAAAGAUUUUUUAACCCUUA